AUGACACAUGAAAAGUCGGUUGCUAUCAUUGGAGCUGGAAUCUUUGGUCUUUCUUUGGCCAAUGCACUGCGAGACAGGAAUUAUGAGGUGUCUGUCUUCGACCGGAGCCAGUACGACGAAAAUGGAUAUGACCCUACAGCCGAUGAUGUGCAGGCUGCAUCCGCAGAUCAUAACAAGAUAUUUCGCGCAUCAUACGGCAAUGAAAUUCACUACCAACGCCUCGCGUUGGAGAGCCGCAAAGCGUGGGUGUUGGAAGAUGAGAACCGGGGAUUCUCCAGCGGCAAUAUAGAUGAAAAGCGGCUGUUUGUCAACAGUGGAAUGCUUCGAGUCCAGCCAACCGAUCACCUAGCCACUCUGGAAAAAGAGACAUUGGCAAAUAUGCAGCGUGACGGGAUCAGAGAUACACAGUUUGUCGAGAGUGACACGGCAGACUGCGAACGCGCUGAGAGAUUGGGGUGGAAACACAAAUUGCUUCAUUUCAAAAUCCCAGACUCCCCCGAAAAGAGCUAUGAAGCAGUGCUGGACACCCUGGCUGGAUUUUUGCGGUGCAGUAACGCUUGCGAUCACUACCGUGAAGUGGCUGUUACCAAGGGAGUCAAGUUUCAUCUGGGCGCAGAAGCUGGAGCUGUUGAGUCGUUGGUCAAAGUUGCUAGUAGUGUCGAGGCAAACAAACAGAAAGUUUCAGGCCUGAAAACCAAGGAUGGAGCAAUCCAUAACGCUGAUAUUGUUGUUGUGGCUGCUGGAUCAUUCUCAACGCAAAUACUUCCCGACUUGAGCUAUCAUCUUGAGUCCUCCGCGGGGAGUCUUGCAACCUUCAAGAUAGACAAAAGUGACACCGAACUGUGGGAGAAAUACUCUCCAGAGCGUUUUCCUGUCAUGACCUGGAAGAGCACCCCACGCGAUACCUCAGGCAAAGAUACUGGGAGCAUCUAUGUUUUACCGAGAACUCCAGAAGGUCUUGUGAAGAUUGGAUACCGUGGAAUCAAGUGGACCAACUUUCAGCCUGCUCCCCAAGGGGCACCUUUCGCCCAAAAUGGCCAAUGGUCAGUGCCUCUUCCAUUGAAGGAAUCCUCGAUCCUUCCAGAGCCGGCGUUGCAUGCUGUCAAGCAAUUUGUCUCGAUCUUCAUGCCCGACUUUGAAAACACUCCUUUCCAUUCUACCAAACUUUGCUGGUAUACUGAUUCCUUGGACAAUUCAUUCGUGAUUGACCAUGUACCAAUUUAUGCCGAGGACUCUGUGUUUGUCUGCACCGGAGGCAGUGGUCAUGGCGCAAAGUUUUUACCAAUUUUGGGACAACAUGCAGCAGAUAUUCUUGAGAAAGGCGACAAAAGUACGUCUUUCAUGCGCCCUUUCUGGCGUUGGCGUCCCGAUGCACCCCGAAGGAACGGCUUGGAAGAAGGCCCUGGUGGACCGCGAGACAUUUCGCACGCCUAA
Messenger RNA from Penicillium brevicompactum, 1434 nucleotides. Its product is annotated as NAD(P)/FAD-dependent oxidoreductase. The transcript has 8 exons. NCBI's taxonomy places the organism in Eukaryota, Fungi, Ascomycota, Eurotiomycetes, Eurotiales, Aspergillaceae. The record is from RefSeq and is a predicted model, not a curated record. Bases 1 to 1434 code for a protein of 477 amino acids. Gene Ontology annotation, molecular function: sarcosine oxidase activity; flavin adenine dinucleotide binding.